Messenger RNA from Castor canadensis (American beaver), 5972 nucleotides. NCBI's taxonomy places the organism in Eukaryota, Metazoa, Chordata, Mammalia, Rodentia, Castoridae. The record is from RefSeq and is a predicted model, not a curated record.
AUAUAUAGGAGUUUUGUGACAAGUAGGAAGGAAAGGUAUUGUAGUGGAGGAAAUGUCUGGUGCACAGGUGCAGAAACGUAGAAAUGAAGAUGAAGAAGGUGUCGGGUACUAUGGUGUAUGGUGUGUGAGGUUGAAGGCAUGAGAAUAUCAGGCUGAAGGAUCCAGGAUAUUAAGGGCAGUGGGAUGCCAUAGAAGGCAUUAAGACAGAGAAUGAAUUGGGUCUGAUCUGCAUUCUAGAACCACAUGGACUGCAGGUGGGCUGAAGUCUGGGUGGCUUGGCCCAGGAGGUGCUGCAGGAGGCGCUGGGACUGAAUGGGCUGGGCUGCGGGGAUAGCAGUUCCGUUUUCUCCUCCAUGUGGCUGCUGACAGCCCAGCUUCCUGCCGGGUUAUUUUCAUCUGCUUCCUGUUUGUCCCUGGCAGACCUGGGGGGGUGGGCACCCCGAGCUGGGGCAUGCAAGUACCUCGUGCACCAUCUUCAGCCCCCACUGACUGCUCCCAGAAACCACAGUGUCGGGGCCCCACCAGGCGCCCUCACGUGCUCCCCCGCAGCCAGCCGUUCCACAGAUGAGGAGACUGAGGUGGGGGCAGAACUGACCUAGGGCACUAAGGGCGCAGGCCCUGCCAGGAGGGUGGGACACCGGGUUAUCUGGUCCAGGGUGGAGGCUCGAGCGGGUUUCCUGGGGAAACUCUAAUCUCCCAUGCUGCCUUCCUCGGACGGGACACAGCCGUGGGGUCCUACUGGAGGUCAGCCGGCCAAGCUUGGGGCGGAGGCGCCCUCUGUGUGUCUGGGGAAGGACCUGGCACGCAAAAGGGCUGCCCUGUCCUGCUGAAGCCUCAGGUGCAGGGUCUACAAAAUGGGGCACAGGUCCCCAGGUGACCAAAGCAUAUUGGGAUUGUUGUGGGGCCUACACCGCAGUUGGGGGCAGACACUGCGACCCAUGUGGCCUUGUCCCUUACCGGGCCUCCUCGCUCCUUGGGCCUCAUUUUCCCCUCGCGUCUUGAACCCGCCCCACUUCAAAGCGUGCAACCUCUGGUCCCAAACUCCUGAGCUGCGAGUCGUGGCACUUGUCGGGAUGCGGGGGCGGGCUUUCCCUUGGUGGGGCGGGGCCUGUGGACCGGCCGGAGCCGGUUUGGCCGCUAGCCAGCCACCAGAGACCCCCCCCACCAGUCAGUCGUCCAGUUCCGCCGUUGCGGUCCCUCCCCGCGCUGCGCCAGCCGCGCCAUGUGUAUCUGCGGGACUGUGCACCCAGCGCUAGACGUCGGCCCCGGACGCUGCUGGGCGACGGGGCCUCGAGACCUCCUUGAUGCCCGCCGGCCACUGGCCCAUGAAUGCCUGGGUGAGGCCCUGCGUGUGAUGCGUCAGAUCAUCUCCAAGUACCCACUGCUGAACACGUUGGAGACACUGACAGCUGCUGGCACCCUUAUUGCCAAGAUCAAAGUCUUCCAUUAUGAGUGUAACAAUGAGUUGGACAAGAGGGAGUUUGAGAAGGCCCUGGAGACCAUGGCUGUGUCCUUCAGCAGCACGGUGUCCGAGUUCCUUAUGGGUGAAGUGGACAGCAGCACCCUCCUGGCCGUGCCCCCUGGGGACCCCAGCCAGUCCAUGGAGAACCUGUAUGGACAGGGGGGUGAGGGCCCCACACCUAGCCCCGAGGACUGUGAUGAGGGCUGCCUGCCCGCGGAGGAGGUAGACAUGCUGCUACAGCGCUGUGAGGGUGGCGUGGAUGCCGCGCUGCAGUACGCCAAGAAUAUGGCCAAGUACAUGAAAGACCUCAUCGGCUACCUAGAGAAGCGGACCACGCUGGAGAUGGAGUUUGCCAAAGGCCUACAGAAGGUCGUGCACAAUUGCAGACAGAGCGUCACUCAUGAGCCCCACAUGCCCCUCUUGUCCAUCUACUCGCUGGCCCUGGAGCAGGACCUGGAAUUCGGCCAUGGAAUGGUGCAGGCAGCCAGCACUCUGCAGACGCAGACCUUCAUGCAGCCCCUGACCCUGCGGCGGCUGGAGCAUGAGAGGCGUAGGAAGGAGAUCAAGGAGUCAUGGCACCGUGCACAGCGGAAGCUGCAAGAGGCAGAAUCUAAUCUGCGCAAAGCCAAGCAGGGCUAUGUUCAGCGCUGUGAGGACCAUGACAAGGCCCGCUUCUUGGUGGCUAAGGCUGAGGAGGAGCAGGUGGGCACUGGUCCAGGGACAGGCGGUGCAGCCUCUAAGACCCUGGACAAACGGCGGCGGCUAGAGGAGGAAGCCAAGAACAAGGCAGAGGAAGCCAUGGCCACCUACCGCACAUGCGUGGCAGAUGCAAAGACACAGAAGCAGGAGCUGGAGGACACCAAAGUGACUGCACUGCGGCAGAUCCAGGAGGUGAUCCGACAAAGUGACCAGACCAUCAAGUCGGCCACCAUCUCCUACUACCAGCUCAUGCAUAUGCAGACGGCACCACUGCCCGUCCACUUCCAGAUGCUCUGUGAGAGCAGCAAGCUCUAUGACCCGGGCCAGCAGUAUGCGUCCUACGUGCGCCAGCUGCAGCGUGGCGAGGAGCCUGAUGUGCACUAUGAUUUUGAGCCACACAUCUCAACCAAUGCCUGGUCCCCAGUCCUGCGUACCCGGAAAAGCAGCUUCAAUGUUAGUGACACAGCAGGGACAGAGACUGCCAGCAGCCCCCCAGCGGAAGUUGGGCCCAGUGAGGGGGCACCCACUAAGGAACACAGGAGUGGACGAGGACACCAGGUGCACAAGUCAUGGCCAACCACCAUCUCAGAAUCUAACAGCAGCCUGGAUCCCAGCCCUGGCUCAGCAGAUUUUAAGAAGUUUGAGCGGACAUCAUCCAGUGGUACCAUGUCUUCCAACGAGGAGCUGGUAGACCAGGAGGGUGGUGUAGGGGCAUCUGCCUUUGAACAGGCUGACCUCAAUGGCAUGACCCCUGAGCUGCCGAUGGCUGUGCCUAGUGGGCCCUUCCGCCAUGUGGGACUGUCCAAGGCGGCUCGCACGCACCGCCUGCGGAAGCUGCGCACUCCUGCCAAGUGCCGAGAGUGUAACAGCUAUGUUUACUUCCAGGGGGCUGAGUGUGAGGAGUGCUGUCUGGCCUGUCACAAGAAGUGCCUGGAGACCCUGGCUAUCCAGUGUGGCCACAAGAAGUUGCAGGGUCAUCUGCAGCUCUUUGGCCAGGACUUUGGCCAGGCAGCCCGGGGCACCCCAGAUGGUGUGCCCUUUAUUGUCAAGAAGUGCAUCUGUGAAAUUGAGCGGCGUGCUCUGCGAACCAAGGGCAUCUACCGGGUAAAUGGGGUGAAGACGCGCGUGGAGAAGCUGUGCCAGGCCUUCGAGAAUGGCAAGGAGUUGGUGGAACUAUCACAGGCCUCACCCCACGACAUCAGCAAUGUCCUCAAGCUCUACCUGCGCCAGCUGCCUGAGCCACUCAUCUCUUUCCGCUUCUACCAUGAACUCAUGGGUCUGGCCAAAGACAGCCUGAAGGCUGAGGCUGAGGCCAAGGCGGCGUCCCGGGGCUGGCAGGAUGGGUCUGAGAAUGAGGCUGCAGCUGCAGUUAUGGUGGGCCGUCUGCGUGAGCUACUACGGGACCUGCCAGUGGAGAACUUUGCCACACUGCAGUGUCUGCUGCGGCACCUGUGCAGGAUUGUGGAAGUGGAACAGGACAACAAAAUGACCCCAGGGAACCUGGGCAUCGUGUUCGGGCCCACGCUGUUGCGGCCAAGGCCCACGGAAGCUACUGUCUCCCUCUCCUCCCUGGUGGACUACCCUCACCAGGCUCGGGUCAUUGAGACCCUCAUUGUCCACUAUGACUUAGUCUUUGAGGAGGAACCUGAGGAGGCACCUGGGGGCCAGGAUGGGCCGUGCAACCAGCAGGCAGAGGUGGUGGUGCCCAUACCCUACCUGGAGUCGGGUGAGGGGACAGACUACGCCCUGCAGGAGGAAGUGGAGGAUGGGGGUCAAGAAUCCCGAGUUGCAUCCAAUGACUCUGACUCAGAGCUGGAGGAAGCCUCAGACCCACUGUCAUCAUCAGACACCAGCACCCUGCACCGCCUCAGUUUCCUGGACAAGCAGGAGGGUGAGGCCGGCCUGAAAGGGGGUCCGCAAAGCCACAGUGGCAGUGAGGAACAGCUGGUGGAUGAGGACAAGGCAGGCCUGGCCCGGCGGCUCUCUUCCUACAAUACCAACCAGUCCAAUAACGCAGCGCCAGCCCGGCUGCCCACGAUGAGGCUCCAAGGGAGGCGGAUCUCAGCAGGCACCUGCCAAGAGAGGCUGCCGCAGUUUGUCUGACAUGGGCAGCAGCGGGGACCACUGUGGGCUGCUCUCUUGCUGGGCCCUUCGCCUCUGGACUGUCCUUGAGGUACGACUCAGCCUUGCCAACUUGGAUCACUGCCAGGGCUUUGGAUUUGGACAGCCCUGCUGUGGGCAACACUGGCUGCCUCCUCCCAGAAGCCACUAAGAUUGUGGAGGGCAUUGGGCCAUGAGAUCCUCCUGUGCCUCCUCCUCACCCCAGCAGGCCAUCUUACCUGAGCUGGUCUUUGCUUUUGAGUCAAAUUUCUGCUUGCUUGUUGGCACACACAGGCCUGUGUGGGCAGGACAACUUGUCCCCAUAAGCUCACCCCUUACCCCUCUCCCAUCCCCCUAUUCCCCCCCACCACCAUAAUCCCAGACACUGGCCCCACCCUGGCCUCUAUUCCAUAGUCUGGGAGGGGUUGCAGCACCCAGGGUGGACGGCUGUGCUGGGUGUGUGACAGAGUUAGGGUGGGGGCCAAGUUUGGAUGCCACUGCCCAGGCUGGGGGUCCACAAGGGCAAUGUGGACACCUGUGUCCUAGGUAUAGGGUGAAGUCUCUCACAGGUAAUAAUGUAGUUAUUUGACACGCACAUCUGUUUUGCUUUAAAAAAAAAAGUUUCUAAUCUGGUCUAGUUUUGUUUUUUUGGUGGUACUGGGGUUUGAACUGUGCCUUUCACUUGCUAGGCAGGCACAUUACCUCUUGAGCCACCUUAUAGCCUAUUUUCUUUUGCUUUUUUUUGAGGUGGUUAUAAUUUCCUGUGGAAUUGUCCAGCUGUCCAGUGGAAUUGUCCACAUGUUGACAGCCCAUGUCCUCCAUCAUGGAACACCAAAGUGUUCCUACACCAGGCCCACAAGGCUGCCAAGUGCUAAAGAUGUAGCUUCUGCCUGCAGAACUCUGCACUGCAUUUUACAGUCAUUUAUUUGAGGGAUGGAGCCCAGGUCCUUGCCCAUGCUAAGCAGGCACUCACUGAGGGGCACCAGUCUCAGGAAGGUGCAGUGCCCAGUCCUCACCCAAGGGUACCCUGGGGGUCACUGGCCACACAAACCAGCAAGAUCCUGGGCAGAAAACAGCCAGCUGGUCAUGCCAGACAAAGGAACCUAGUGGAAUCAUGGCUGCUGAUAAUAGCAAGUUGGGAAAGGGACCUUCCUGCUGCACAGCCACCAGAAACCAGUGAACCACAGGGCCAGGUAAGCAGCCUCACAUACCAUGGGCCCAGGAGAUGCCUUGGAAGGGAACAAGGAACCAUGGUGAGCCCACUUCAGGCAGCCCUGUCUAUAGGUUUCUGGUGGUUGUAUUUCUGCCACAGGGUAGAGUGGAGGAAAUGUGGUAGGCUUUCUGGCACAUCAAGCUGGAAAUACUUAGGUAUCUGGUUCUUUGUCAAAAGAACCCAUGAACAAUUUGUUUUGUGUUGCUGGUGAACCAAGGACUUUGUGCAUGCUAAGCAUGAGCCACUGAGCCAUAACCUCAGUUCUGUCUACAUUUUUAAAAGGUCACAAAAAUAAAGGGAAGUAAGUAUUCAUAGUAGUUGGCUGGAGAGCCCCUUAGGUAGCACCAUUAUUUGUGGAGUAGAUGUAUGAAAAAGUCCUCUAUAGUCCAGCCAGGCCUCUGCACAGCACUGUUCUGAAUGCUAUCUGUGUGUGCAGUGCUGGGGACGAGCCGGGGGCCUCCAGCAUGCCAGGCAGGUGCUCUGCCACUGAGCCACACC